CUAGCCAUGAACACUGAGCUGCAAGAACCUGCUUCGGCCGCCAGAGAUAAGCAGGAGAACGAAGAUGCUGAUAACGAUCACGAGGAGGACGAUCCAUCGACAUUGAAUGAGAGAUCCUUUAGAGCUCAGCCGUGGACUCGCCAGAUCACAGUCAGGGGACUGAUAGUGAGCAUCAUGAUCGGGUCAAUGUACAGCGUGAUCGCCAUGAAACUGAACCUAACAACUGGCUUAGUCCCAAAUCUCAACGUCUCGGCCGCCCUGCUGGCUUUCGUGUUCAUAAGGGCGUGGAACAAUUUGGUAGGAAAAUUGGGGUACGUGACCAGGCCGUUUACUCGACAGGAGAACACCAUGAUCCAAACCUGUGCAGUCGCUUGUUACAGCAUCACGGUGGGAGGCGGGUUUGCUUCUUAUCUGUUGGCGCUCAACAGGAAGACAUACGAGCUUUCUGGGUUGCAGACGGAGGGAAACUCUCCUUAUGCUGUCAAGGAACCUGGGUUCGGUUGGAUGUUUGGCUACCUUUUUGUGGUUUGCUUUGUCGGGCUCUUCGUCUUGAUUCCACUCAGAAAGGUGAUGAUAGUGGACUUGGAAUUGGCUUAUCCCAGUGGCUUGGCGACUGCAGUUCUUAUCAAUGGAUUCCACAAUCGAGGGGACGAGAUGGCGAAGUAGGUAUUUUUAUUCAAGAUUUUGAUUACAGCCAUGUUGUUGUUCUGUUCGUCGGAUAAAAAAGUUUCGAUCUUUAUGGUUUUUUUUACAGAAAACAGGUGCGUGGGUUCAUGAAGUACUUUUCAGUCUCCUUCCUGUGGGCACUGUUCAAGUGGUUCUAUGCUAAAACAGAGCAAUGCGGGUUCAACCAGUUCCCUACCUUUGGGUUGAAAGCUUGGAAGCAAACGUUUUUCUUUGAUUUCAACACAACGUAUGUGGGAGCAGGGAUGAUCGUCUCCCACCAAGUCAACCUGUCUCUGCUUUUCGGAGCUGUGCUAUCUUACGGGAUCAUGUGGCCGCUCAUCGGCGGCCUCAAAGGGAAGUGGUUCGAAGCCGAUUUGCAAGAAAGCAGCAUGAAGAGCUUAUAUGGUUACAAGGUCUUCCUGUCUGUGGCACUCAUCCUUGGAGAUGGGAUCUACAACUUCAUAAAGAUUAUGAGCUUCACAAUCAUCAACAUCCACGGAAGGUUGAAGAACAAGAAGCUGAAACCAGAAGGGGCAGGGGAAGUUCAGGAGGAUAAGAAAGAAAUAGAGCUUUUCCUGCGAGAGAAGAUACCCAUGUGGGUAGCAAUGGCGGGCUACAUAGCCUUCUCAAUCCUGUCCACAAUCGUGGUUCCGACCAUAUUCCCACAGCUCAAAUGGUACUACGUCGUCGUAGCAUACGUGCUCGCUCCAUCUCUGGCCUUCUGCAACGCCUACGGCGCCGGCUUAACCGAUAUCAACAUGGCUUACAACUACGGCAAAAUUGCUCUGUUUGUGCUCGCAGCUGUGGCCGGGAAACAGAACGGCGUCGUUGCAGCUCUGGCCGGCUGCGGGCUGAUCAAGUCCGUGGUCUCCGUGGCCUGCAUUCUGAUGCAGGACUUCAAGACGGCUCACCUGACACAGACGUCGCCGAGGGCGAUGUUCGUGAGCCAGGUGAUCGGAACUGCCAUCGGCUGUCUGAUGGCGCCGUUGAGCUUUUUCUUGUUCUACAAGGCAUUCGACGUGGGGAACCCGUACGGAGAGUUCAAAGCUCCGUAUGCCUUGAUAUACAGAAACAUGGCGAUUCUAGGGGUGGAGGGCUUCUCGGCUCUGCCACGGCAUUGCUUGCAGCUCUGUUACGGGUUUUUCGCCUUCGCGGUGGGGGUUAAUAUGGUGAGGGACGCAGCUCCUGGGAAGGUAGUGAGAAGAUGGAUGCCGUUGCCGAUGGUGAUGGCUAUUCCGUUUCUGGUCGGGGCGUAUUUCGCCAUCGAUAUGUGCAUCGGAAGCUUAGUUGUGUAUGCUUGGAGCAAACUGAAGCCGAGGAAGGCAGAGUUUAUGAUCCCGGCGGUUGCUUCUGGGUUGAUUUGUGGGGAAGGGCUGUGGACUCUUCCGUCGGCGGUUCUUGCUCUGGCUAAGGUCAAACCGCCGAUCUGCAUGAAGUUUGUGGGUUCCUAGGCAAGGAGUUCUUGAUACAAUGCUUAGCCUACUCACAAGCCCCUACCGAAUCCCGAUUCCUCGAGCUUCAAUACCGGUGCAUACUGGAAUGAUCUAAAGAAACUAAUAGAAAAUUUGAGUGAUUUACAGUAAGAAUCAUCACACUUUGCAUAUUAUAACUCGCAGAAGACCGACAAAUGACGAACCAAACUUUGCACUUUGCAGCAGAAUGGGGGGGAAGCCACUGUGUCUCUUACUUCAUUGAUGAUACAGCAAAAGUUUCACAAAAGAAUCAAGCGCUGAAACAGUGAUUCUACAAUAUACAAAUUUUGUUAUUCCACAAGUCCGAAUUGGGAUGCACGAAGCUAUAAUUUCACAAUGAUGUUCUAUGGCUUGGUGGACGCAAGAGAAC
This is a messenger RNA of Linum tenue, 2508 nucleotides long. The record is from the annotation of a GenBank genome assembly. Lineage: Eukaryota; Viridiplantae; Streptophyta; Magnoliopsida; Malpighiales; Linaceae.